CAUGGAAAAACUUAUCAUUAUUAUUACUUAAUUUCAUUUGUUGCAUUAGAUUUUCCUAGUAUUUUACAUUCUGUGUUUGUUUAUUGCAACAUUCAUUAUUAGUAUUCUGUUUUCUAUAAUUUUAUUUGAAUUUCUCAGGAAUCCACACCCCAGAAGAAGAGGAACAAAAACUUAGUGAUCCUCACUUGGACAACAAUUUUGUCACACAUGUCUCAACAGAAGGCAGAAACAUGUCUGUAUCAAAGUACCUGGAUCAGGACUACGAGGUCCUCCGGAGUCAGUGUCUGAGGGAAAAGAAACUAUUCUGCGAUCCUCAUUUCCCAGCUGUGCCUGAGUCUCUGGGCUUUAAUAAAUUAGGACCCAACUCACACAAGACUAGGGGGGUGGAAUGGAAAAGGCCUGGGGAUUUAUGUCAGAAACCUCAGUUCAUCAUCGCAGGAGCCACACGUGCCGAUGUCUGUCAAGGACAACUGGGUGACUGCUGGCUGAUGGCGGCUAUUGCUGAUCUCACUCUGGACAAAAAAAUUCUCGCUCGUGUGAUUUAUCCUGAACAGAACUUUAAGGAUAAGGAUAAGUAUGCUGGCAUCUUUCACUUUCAGCUCUGGCAGUACGGCCAGUGGGUAGACGUCGUUGUUGACGACAAGAUUCCUACUAUUAAAGGAAAGCUGCUUUUUGUGAAGUCUAAAGAACAAACUGAAUUCUGGAGUGCACUCCUGGAGAAGGCUUAUGCUAAGGUGAAUGGUUGCUAUGAGAAUCUCAUUGGAGGUUUUGCCAGUGAAGCCAAUGAGGAUUUCACAGGAGGAAUUUUAGAGUGGUACAGUCUGAACAAAGCCCCGCUGAACCUGUUUAACAUCAUGGAGAAAGCUCUGUGUCGAGGUUCUCUGCUCAGCACGUACAUUUCUGCCAGCAAUGAUGAAAAAGAACAUAAGACCGCAGAGCAGCUGGUGAAAAGACAUGCCUACUCCAUCACUGCUGCACAGAAGGUGAAAGUGAUUAAGACUGAUAAAGUCGUGGAAUUGCUCCGUCUCAGAAAUCCCUGGGGCCACCUGGAGUGGAACGGUGCCUGGAGUGAUGGCUCCAAAGAGUGGGAUCAAGUCUCACCAGAGGAUAAGGCCAAACUUCAUUACUCAACUGAUGAUGGAGAGUUUUGGAUGACAUAUGCAGAUUACAUUCUGCGUUAUUCAAGGCUAGAGAUUUGCAACUUGACUCCAGACACUCCAAGUGAUGAUCUGAUAUGUUGGAACACUUGCCAGUUCGAGGGCUCCUGGAAAAUAGGCAGUACAGCUGGUGGCUGCCUGAAUUUCCCAGCUACAUUCUGCAAAAACCCACAGUAUCGGGUGAAACUGGACAUCGACAGUCAGGGUGAUAACAAAUGUUCAGCACUUGUGGCACUGAUGCAGAAAGGUGCGCGCCAAGCCAAACAUAAAGGAGUCAAAAACUAUGCCAUUGGCUUCUACAUCUACAAGUAUAAAGGAAAGCAGGGCGUCUGCCUUGGACCUGAAGAUCUGCGUAGACCGGUGGCUCAAAGCGAAUUCGUGCACAUGCGGGAGGUGUGUCAACGCUUCAACCUUCCACUUGAUGAAUACGUCAUCAUUCCAGCCACCAAGGAGUCGAACAAAGAAGCUAAUUUCCUGUUGCGGGUGUUUUCUGAGAAGUAGGCUGCCUGAUAUAUAAUCACUAAAUUUAUCAUUUAACCAAUAAACACGUGCAGAUUAACCAGUAAAUGCACACAAAUUAAUCAAAUAUAUAUACAAAUAGUCAACAAAUUGAUCAAAAUUAACCAAUAAAUAAACGCAAAUCAACUAAUAAAUAUAUGCAAAUUAAUAUCUAUAUAUUUCAUUUCUUUUAUUACACUUUUAUAUUUUUUUUUCAGUUCAUUUGAAAGCAUAUUUCUCAUGAAUUGCAUUAAUUGACAUACUUUUACAAGGUUUUAUAUCAAGCCAAGUCAAGAAGCUUUUAUUGUCAUUAAAACCAUAUAUAGCUGACGCAGCGAAAUGAGACAGCGUUCCUCCAGGAUCAUGGUGCUACAUACAGUAGAACAACACAGAGCUAAGGACUGAUAGUAAGUUGUCCACAUAAAGUGCAACUUGUGCAAACAGUGCAAAAAACUAAUAAGAUUAGACGCGAGAUAAGAUUAGAUUACAAGAACCAAUAAGGUUAGACACGAGAUAAGAUUAGAUUACAAGAACCAAUAAGAUUAGACACGAGAUCAGAUCAGAUUACAAGAACCAAUAAGAUUAGACACUAAGACACUGUGUGCUUUCCUUUAAGUUUUGGUGUUUCUGUAUGUCACUGAAUUUUAGGUGAACUGAUUUUUCUCCCAUUUUCUGGUUUCUGAAUGUUGCUUUAUGGUGUUUGGAUUGUUUUUAGUUUAAAUAAAUAAAAAACCUAAAACUUGA
This is a messenger RNA of Tachysurus fulvidraco (yellow catfish), 2399 nucleotides long. Its product is annotated as calpain-2 catalytic subunit-like. Lineage: Eukaryota; Metazoa; Chordata; Actinopteri; Siluriformes; Bagridae. Gene Ontology annotation, biological process: proteolysis. The transcript has 11 exons. Gene Ontology annotation, cellular component: cytoplasm. The record is from RefSeq and is a predicted model, not a curated record. Gene Ontology annotation, molecular function: calcium-dependent cysteine-type endopeptidase activity. The coding region runs from base 231 to 1658 and encodes 475 amino acids.